AGCGCCGGGGGCGCAGCGCGGGGCCCCGCGAGCCGGAGCAGAGCCAGGGCAGGGGCGCAGGUGCCGAUGCAAAGCCUAUAGGACAGUCCCACAGCGAGAGCAAUGAUGCGGGGGUGGCAGAUGGUCGACGACACCAGAGAGGACGCGGUGAACACCGGAGACACACCAUCACCAAUGGUGUGGAUUACAGCAUGCUGAAGCAAAUGAAGGAGCUGGAACAGGAAAAGGAUGUCUUGCUUCAGGGGCUGGAGGUGGUGGAGCGUGUCCGGGAGUGGUACCACCAGCAGAUCCAGAUGGUGCAGGAACACCAGAAAUACCUGGGCAAAAACAAAGCCAACAAUGACUUCCUCCCAGAAGGGAGCCAAAGCCACCUGGGCCGCCUCCUACCUAAGCUGCAGGAAGUGAUCCACUGCCUCUCUGAGCUCCUCGCCACCUCGGGGAAGCCUCUGAAUUCCCCAUCAUCAGUGGUGAACAGACUGGUUGCUCCUGUCCCCACAGCAUCUCUUGCCUUGGCAGGGAACCAGCAAGCCAUCAACAUGCUGAAGGAGCAAAAUCGGCUUCUCACAAAGGAGGUGACAGACAAGAGUGAGCGGAUCACCCAGCUGGAGCAGGAGAAAUCCUCCCUGAUCAAACAGCUUUUCGAGGCACGGGCCCGCAGUAACCAUGAAACGAGCCAGCUGGACUCCACCUUCAUCUAGCCUCCAGCUCCCCCUGAGCCCCUUGCCAGAGCUCUGGCGGGGAAUAGUGCAGGGACCCAAGUGCUGCAGAAAGCGGCCCCCAGCCCCAGCACUUGAGUUUCUGUGGGUCCCAGGCUUCCUGCAGGUCCCUCUAGGGCUAUGGCUCUUGUCUAAGACUCAUCACUCUUCAGCACCUCAGUUCUGGCAGGGACUGUGAUGCUGACAAAACACUUGGACAGACUGUCUGUGUGUCUGACAGAGAGAGACCCUGACACAGGCCUUUCUAGAGGCCAGUGGCACCUACUCUCCUACUCUCACUGGACAGCAUUACGCUGCUGCUAUUCCUGCCCUGAAACUCCAGUGAUCUGCCAGUCUUCCGGCUUUGCUCUCUGGGUGCCUGGGGCAUUGUCAGGCUCAGUGUGCUCCUCCCUCUACAGUUGGGCAGCACACCUGGAAGCUGGGAUGGCCUUGCUCUUUUUUGCCUGACUUGGGUGAAGGCCAAUUGCUGUGGGAAGAAGACUGUUUUCAUUUAACACUCCAUUGAGCACUGAGGGUACCAGGAUACUUGCCUGCCCACCAGUCUCUUGCUUGGUUGUCCCACAGGCGUAGACUGGAUCACCCAUGAUGGUAUACUCUAGUUCUGCUCACAGCCAGUGCCCUGCCUGCUUGUGGCAUCAAAAUGAGACCUCACAACUGUGGCUGGCACAGCUCUUCAUGGUACGAUCAUCCCUCAUGGGUUUACACAAUGUUUACACUUCAGCUGGCCUACUGAGUGAAGGAGGCAAUUCCUACCUCUGAGCUCUUGUUCAAGCUGCCUGCAGACAUUAUGGACAGGGGGGAGUUUUUCCUUGUGACCAAAAGGGUCAAAGUUAAUUUUUGAAAUGAAAGGCUAGGAUCUGUAGCAUGACAUAGCAGUUAGUGAGCCCCUGAAGCCUCAGAGCAGAGCACCCAUAGGACUAAGAAACCUCCUGAAAGCAUAUAGGCUCUUCCUUUUCCUAACCCUGCCCCAGCUGGGGAAAACAUGGCUGUCUUGCACCUCUGAACAUAGCAACCUCCUUUGUGACCUACAUCCCUCUUCUAUGUUUACAUGGCAGGUAGGGUUUGGGGAAGCAGGUGCUAUGAAAGAGGGGGACAGGCACUGCUCAUGGCAUCUAAUUUCAUGUUUAUGGUCUCAUUCACUGAAUCACCUAACAGGGCCUGGACAUGUUCUGUAGAGUUCUCAGUACAGUGAAGGAUGCUAUAUUGUAGCCCAACUCCUGUUUUCCUUCCCUGGGAGCUUUUAUCUUCCCAGCUGCUACCCUUUCCAAAGUCCAGCCUCUCUCCAAGUGUUUACCUUGAUCCUUAGCAUGUGACUUCUGCCUUCUGUACAAGUGCUGCUACAACAGCUAGGGUUGGGGGCAGGAAAGAGGAAAAAAGUCCAGAGGGUGCUGUGUGUUCCUGUGGCUGUUCACAUGCACUGGGUCUAGUCUUUACUCACCAGCACUCGGGUGGAAACAGGUCUCUGCUGCUUACCUGUUGCUCAGUCUCCACAAUGCCUCCAUUGAACUGAUCAAGUCUUCAGCAAAGAGGCUGUAAGAUGUAGGCCUCUUACAGCUACUCUCUUUGUCUUCAAUUAAUCCAGUUGGUCUCCAUUAAUAAAGCUGCUAACUCCAUUCCCACUCCAUCACCUCCCUAUGCCUCCCCCACCCCCCUUUUACCCUCCUCCCACAUCUCAGUUUAUGUAGGAUGGACCUUUUUUUUCCAGACAUUGCAGCUGAGAGAGCAGCAUAACAUAUUUUUCUGUAGCCUGCCUGACAACCCAGCCCCCAAAAGAACAGCCGUCUCUCAGGAAGAGUAUGGAGCGUACAACAUACAGCACAGUGGAGCCUGAAUACCCACAAAUGAUUCUGGGUGUUGCUGCAAUAGUAAUAAGGGCCCUUCUGCAAACAGAAAAUCAUGAUGGAAUCUGGUUACUGGGCACAAGCUGCUUCUGGCAAUAAGCACUGGUUCAGCCAGAGGGUCCUGACAAUAGCAGCAGGAGACUUGGGCUCUGAGAGCCAAACCUACCCAUUUCUGGUAAGGGGGUGAGACUGAAGCCUGGUUUUGUUGUUCUGGCCAUUCACCAGGUUUCUCUGCUGUGUGAACAAGCUGAACUCAGAGGCCUCAGCCUCCUGGUCUACAGAGAUGCUGUAGGAAGACCUCAACGAAGGGAAGGAUUUUAGGUUUCAAGGUAAUGUUCUGGUGCAUGUCUACAACACAGCAGGUUCCCCGGGACCUUCCCGCUCCCCUGUAGCCAUCCCGUUGAGAUCUCCAAGCCCUGCUGUCCAGAGCCUCUGGGGGUCCCCUUCCCUUCUGUCCUGAACUCCCUGCUCUGCUCUCAGAGCUGCCCUACCUCCCACUGCUAUGGGCAUUAGGAAGUCCCUACCUUAAAUGUUUACAGCCUGGACUAGCUGCCAGUCCUGUAUGUAGCAACAGCUGCUCCCUCGGGGAGGUUUUAUUGUGUGUAUGAAUGACACUGUGAUAGCUCACAAUCUCUUUUUAUAUUUCAAAUAAACA
Alligator sinensis (Chinese alligator) is the source of this 3212-nucleotide messenger RNA. It is a transcript of the gene SAPCD2, whose product is annotated as suppressor APC domain containing 2. Lineage: Eukaryota; Metazoa; Chordata; Crocodylia; Alligatoridae. Bases 192 to 698 code for a protein of 168 amino acids. The record is from RefSeq and is a predicted model, not a curated record. The transcript is spliced from 6 exons.